Molecule: messenger RNA, 775 nt
Organism: Lytechinus variegatus (green sea urchin)
Lineage: Eukaryota; Metazoa; Echinodermata; Echinoidea; Temnopleuroida; Toxopneustidae
Product: protein Tube-like
Exons: 2
Coding region: 336-746 (136 amino acids)
Source: RefSeq, a predicted model, not a curated record
UAGCUAUUUGGUCGACGACCAGAGUCAGGUCAUGAUUAGUCGUCAGGUUGUGAUGCUCCAGCUCUGAUCUCGUAGAUAAUACUUUUUAGGUUUUUCGACUGAUUGAACAUUGGCGAUUAAGCUCUAUUCUGGCUUGAAUCAUCGCAGACUGUUCAGAAAGUCGGUCGGAAAUCAAACGAUCAAAUUUGGUGGAUCAUUUUCUUUUUGAGGCCUCGUCAAUGAAGAUGCGUUUGUGCUUUUGAUCGAAAGAAAACAAGACAGAUUUACAGUUUAUCGACGAGGCUAUAUUAAUUUCUACCUGUGUUGGGACUGCCCCCAUCUUCUCAUCUAUAACCAUGAUUUCUCGGAGCAAGUCUAUUAUGUUACUCACGUGGUUCCUGUUCACUGUAUACUCAAGUGAAAUUCAAGCAAGAUCGGUACCACACAGCGCUAAAGACAGUGCACAGGCACUAACCAAUCCAGAUCCGGAAUCGCCGACGUCAAUGCCCGAUGUUGCCGGAUCAUCUUCAAAGGAAAUACCACAUGAUACCGACGACGAUGUCAACAUCGAAAGUGCAUACCAUUACGAUGAUGGCAACAAUGCGGAGAGCGCGUACUACUCGAACUCGGCUGACAAUCAGAACAGUGGCGUGUAUGAAAGCGUUAUAUACAAUGACGAGGUCUUGGAUGAUGACGACGACGACGAAAAGGAUGAUGACGAUGGUGAGUCAGUGCUCCAUCAACAAUCUGAAAAUACUGGUAAAUGAUUUUUAAUUUAUCGCAGGGGGGGUUAUAA